Molecule: messenger RNA, 1008 nt
Organism: Diversispora eburnea
Lineage: Eukaryota; Fungi; Glomeromycota; Glomeromycetes; Diversisporales; Diversisporaceae
Source: the annotation of a GenBank genome assembly
AUGUCACAAAUGUCAGUAGUGAAAGACGAAAUACCAGAGGCAACCUUUAUUAUAUACGAAAGUUGUGGUAAUAGUAAAAAAGUUAAGACUUCAAAAGAAGUUAAUGAGAAAGUUAAUGAAUUAGAAGUGAAAUCGGAAAUUUUAGUUCAAAAUCAAAAUUUAGAUAUUCUUCGUAAAGAGAAUAAAUCACUUGGUACUGAAGUUGAAACUCUUAAGGCGGAUCAAAAUAAAUGGGUAAUAGAAAAAGAAAAUCUUGAAAAAGAGGUAAAUCAAGAUAAUUUGAAAAAGAAUACUUUAUUAAAUGAAGUUUGUCAAAAGGAACAUUUUUUGGCAUGUGAGGAAGCAAAACUGGUUGAAUUGGAAGAGAAAUUGGAUAAUUUUCGAAAAACAAUUAUUCAAUUAAAUGAGGAAAACAAACAAUUCGAUAUGGAACAAGUACCUCGCGACGCACCCGAUCUUCUUCUCGAUAAAUUAACUAAUUGGCACAAAGAAAAUGGUCAAGAACAAGUUCCACCACCAAUUUUUGAAAUUAAUGGUGUGCAAUUUCUAUUUAUUCAAACGCAUGACCUAUACUUUGUAUGCACGACAAAGUUUGAUGUUUCGCCUUUUAUGACCUUCGAACUUCUUGACCGGAUUGCAACGCUUAUCAAGGAUUUUUGUGGAAGUUUAAGUGAAGAGAUUUUACGAUUAAAUUCUGGUUUGGUUUAUGAACUUUUAGAUGAAGUUAUCGAUUGCGGUUAUCCUCAGACAACAUCAACAAAUAAAUUGAAAUCUUAUGUAUAUGAAGAACCAAUAUCUGCUAAACGUAAUAAUAUUAUCAUGGAUUCCUUAGCAAAACUAAAAGCACCUGGUAUCAAUAUUGGAAAUUCGAAUUGUCGACCAAUCAAUAUACGUGAUGAGAAUAGUAGAAAUAAUGAAAUCUUUAUUGAUAUUAUUGAACGAAUUGUUGCUUCAUUUGCUUCUAACGUAAGAUAUUCGAAGAUGAAUUUGAUAAAUUUUCUUAAAUAG